CCUAAACGACUUGCAUACAGAUAACGAGAACAUUUUUUCAUUCGACAGUAAUUGGAUAAUAGACGCUUAUCAAGACACUAGUUGUAUCAACACAAGCUCUAAUAAUGUGUAGGUUGAAUGCAGCAACUAGCUCGGAUCUAGCUUCAUUCUGUCAUUGAGUUAGUAUGCGCGAUGAUUGUCGUGUGAUUUUGAAGUUUGCUUGCAAAGUCAUUGAGUUCAACGUACAGUGUUCUUUAUCAAUGUCCUUUUGAAUAGCAUAAAUCAAACAGUUGCAGACGUUUAAGCGAAGCCGAAGUGCAAUUUUCUACUGAAUUAGCUAAGUGGUGUCUGCAAAUCAUCAGCCAUGUCAUUAGCUUCAAAAGGCCAGCUCGAGUUCAAGUUGCUUACAGAGGAUAAGGUCGAGGAGGCUUUGAACAUUCAGAGUGAAACUAUGAAACAAGAAUGUUUGGCAAUAGGUGUGGGCAUGUUUGAGGAGCCGGGCGCACCUGAAGCAAUGAAAUUGGUUUUCAGAGAAAUCAUCAAAGACGGUACCACAAUAAUCGCUGUUGACACAGAAACAAAUGAACUGGCGGCAGUGGCCUUCAACAAGAUACACGGCCGACCGAGAGAAGGUGAAAAAGAUGCGUUUGAAAUCUCCGUGGAAGAGAACCUCAAGCACCAAUCGUGUCAAGAGCUAGUCAAGUUUCUCGAUGCUAUUGAAACGAAGGUGGACAUUUACAAAAAGUACAACGCGAACGGAGCAAUGGAACUCUUUUAUCUUGGCACCAAUCCUCGGUAUCAAGGCCGCGGGAUCGGUUGUCAAAUGGUGCGAAAGUGCAUCGAGUUUGCACGAGGGCUCUUGAACGGUACAGUGAAAAGAAGAUCGAUCGAUGGAAGAGUCAUGGACGACCAUGUGCUUCCAGAACUGAUUUACGGAGUGUUCGCUUCGAAUUACAGUCAAAGAAUCGCUGACACGCUGAGUUUCGAGAUCCUACACGAAGUUCGGUACGAUGAUUAUUCUUGUGCUGGUAAAAAAAUGGCAGAGAGAAUAGGCGACGUUCACAGGACAGCUAGGUUGCAAUGCCUCAAACUCUGAGUUAUCUGAAAUAGAUGAUAGUGUAAAAUAAAAGUAAUGUAAAGUAAUGUAACAUGAAAAGAGAGAAAAAGAAAGAGAAAAUGUAAAAAUGAAAAAGAUGUUACGUCCGCCUUGAUGCAAUGAUGCUUCCCUGAAGAAAAUUCACCACCUAUAAAUUACAGUUCCUUAAAAUGAAGCUUUGUAGAGUUUAAAAUAAAUAUUUGAAUUAAAGGUUAACUAGAAAAAGGUACCUUUAUGAAAAGAAAAAGGAGGGAACAUAGCAAAGAAAUCAGCAGUCCAAUUUAAGAAGUAGUUUUCACUCCAGCAGCAAGCAGUUUGAAGAGAUCUUACACUAUCCUCAUGCAAAGCGCGCAGUACUGCUUCAUACAUAAUUAACUUCGUUAGCAGCUCCUCGCUUUCUG
This is a messenger RNA of Megachile rotundata (alfalfa leafcutting bee), 1476 nucleotides long. RefSeq lists its product as uncharacterized. Gene Ontology annotation, molecular function: N-acetyltransferase activity. NCBI's taxonomy places the organism in Eukaryota, Metazoa, Arthropoda, Insecta, Hymenoptera, Megachilidae. The record is from RefSeq and is a predicted model, not a curated record.